AUGCCCCUCAUAUCAUUCUCUGCUGCGCAGGCCAUCGUAGCUCAGCUUCUUUCUUCUACUACUGAACCUAUGUCUCCAGCUGAUCCAGAGACGAUUGUUACGUCGCUAGUGGGGAUCUUUGUUGUAGAAAACUACUUUGGCUAUCUGCCAUCUCCUCGAGAUUAUAGCGGCCUAGAAGACGAUACCCCCUUCGUACACUCUAAGCACCUCCUUGACCAUGCCAAAAAGAGUCUGGUGGAGCUUCCGACCAAUCGCGUUGAGCACUGGCAAGGAAUAAUUGCAGUUUUAGAGUCUGUUUGCCAGCCAUAUAGCGUACUACGAAACACUUUCCACAGGUAUUUCGGGGCUGUCCACCAGGCGCUGCUACUGAUUCAAGAUAUAGACAUGCCCUUGUUGGCUCUAAAGGAUGGACCAGAAGAAGAGUUGUAUAAAGACUAUCUGCGUGCUCUCCACACAAUUCAGGAGUAUCCCCUUUCGUCACAGCUUAAUCUUGAUAGGCUUACAACACAGCUUAAAUGCCUCCUUGAAAAGGUGCGCCGCGCAGAAGCCGCAGAAGACACCACUCUCUCAGCCAGUCUCCUCGCGUGCUUAGUGGACCUUCUUAUUGUCUCACACACAAUCGAAGACGCAGAUUGUGCAGAAAACAAUCAUAAGGCACUAGUAGCUAUCGAAACACACCUGGUAGCACUGUUUCCAGGGGACGAUCUGGAGCGGGCCAUCCAAUUUGUCUUCUCCACACACCUAUUGGGAUUUCCCUACUUCAUGCUACGCUUUUGCAAACUUCAGCUGUAUUUAUUCGCAUCAGACUACGCCUCGAUUUAUCGUGAGCUCUCGCUGAUCGGGUGUCAUUCCAAUGCUCUUGAGUUCUUAAUAUUAGCUAACCAGGUGGAGAUGGCCAAGAGCCUACUACUCAUACGCCUGUCAACGACAUUGCAAACACAAUAUAGUACUACUGAAGGUCUUUUCACAGAUUUUCCUGACGCUAUACUUAAGAAAAGUGCAUACCCUUUGAUAAUGUCCACCUCAGUAAGAGAACCCUUUCUUCAUUACCUCCUUCUCCUGGGGGAAUUGGCAGAUAAUCGCCUUGUUAUGCGCUUUGUCCUAUCUAAAACAACUAAGCAUAAGUUCAGAGCUGCGUCUGAUCUGGGUCUUUGGUACUUAAACAGGUAUCAAGAAGCGCACGAAAUAAAAGCACUGCAUAUCUCCUUAAGGUACUACUUGAAGGCUCUUCGUCAGAAUACAACAAACAUAGCAGUGAAGGACAGGUGUGGAACGCUCUAUCUUUUGUUAGCUCGAAGAACAUACAGUGAGAAUAGACGGAAUAGAUGUUUGGAGAAGGCGUAUGAGCUGUGCAAGAGCCUUUGUGAGUCAACUUCGGAGCAGUACAAGUUCUAUCACACACUCGGUCUCAUUACUCUGGAGCAGGGGCACGUUUCCGAGGCGCUUUGUCACUUAUAUAGCGCUUGCCGUGCGGCCAUAAGCUGUGAUCAGGUUGAUAAGACACCGUUCCUAACUUAUCUCUCAGCAAUCAACCGCUUGCCGGGACUCCAUUGUCAGAGAUUUAAUAUUGAAGAGCUUUCGCUUGUCAUUCAGUUUCUUUGGACGUUUCAAGAGCGCCAGUCUACGUCUGUGGACGUUCGAAGUUUGAUCAUCGUCGGAGCGCUGGUCCUUCGGGCUAUACGCUUGUUUCCAAGGAUAAAGCAAUCCAUGGCCUUUGUUGCCUCGUUUUGCCGUUGGGAAGAAAUAUCCCAGACAACAAAGAACUUGAUCCUCCAGUUGCAUGUUACUGCUAUCAAAAAGGAGCUCGAUCUUAUCAGCUAG
This is a messenger RNA of Giardia duodenalis, 1821 nucleotides long. RefSeq lists its product as uncharacterized. Gene Ontology annotation, molecular function: protein binding. Lineage: Eukaryota; Fornicata; Diplomonadida; Hexamitidae. The record is from RefSeq and is a predicted model, not a curated record. Bases 1 to 1821 code for a protein of 606 amino acids. The transcript has a single exon.